AUGAACACAGACCAUGAACACGGACCAUCAACACGGACCAUGAACACAGACCAUGGACACGGACCAUGGACACGGACCAUGAACACAGACCAUGGACACGGACCAUGGACACGGACCAUGAACACGGACCAUGAACACGGACCAUCAACACGGACCAUCAACACGGAUUCAGCAGUAUCCCUGGUCCAGGUGAACUGGAGCUCCAGUGCAGACCGCCGGCUUUAUCCCCUGAAACACAAGGAGGAGGAGUCAGAGAGGAGGUGUCAGAGAGGAGGGGUCAGAGCGGAGGAGUCAGAGAGGAGGGGUCAGAGAGGAGGAGUCAGAGAGGAGGAGUCAGAGAGGAGGUGUCAGAGAGGAGGGGUCAGAGAGGAGGAGUCAGAGAGGAGGAGUCAGAGAGGAGGAGUCAGAGAGGAGGAGUCAGAGAGGAGGAGUCAGAGAGGAGGAGUCAGAGAGGAGGAGUCAGAGCAGAGGAGUCAGACUGGAGGAGUCAGAGAGGAGGUGUCAGAGCAGAGAGGAGGAGUCAGAGAGGAGGAGUCAGAGCGGAGGAGUCAGAGAGGAGGAGUCAGAGAGGAGGAGUCAGAGCAGAGGAGUCAGACUGGAGGAGUCAGAGAGGAGGUGUCAGAGCAGAGGAGUCAGAGAGGAGGAGUCAGAGAGGAGGAGCCAGAGCGGAGGAGUCAGAGAGGAGGAGUCAGAGAGGAGGAGUCAGAGCGGAGGAGUCAGAGAGGAGGAGUCAGAGAGGAGGUGUCAGAGCAGAGGAGUCAGGGAGGAGGAGUCAGAGAGGAGGAGACAGAGAGGAGGAGUCAGAGAGGAGGAGUCAGAGCGGAGGAGUCAGAGAGGAGGAGUCAGACUGGAGGAGUCAGAGAGGAGGUGUCAGAGCAGAGGAGUCAGAGAGGAGGAGUCAGACUGGAGGAGUCAGAGAGGAGGUGUCAGAGCAGAGGAGUCAGAGCGGAGGAGUCAGAGAGGAGGGGUCAGAGAGGAGGAGUCAGAGAGGAGGAGUCAGAGCGGAGGAGUCAGAGAGGAGGGGUCAGAGAGGAGGAGUCAGAGAGGAGGAGUCAGAGAGGAGGUGUCAGAGAGGAGGGGUCAGAGAGGAGGAGUCAGAGAGGAGGAGUCAGAGAGGAGGAGUCAGAGAGGAGGAGUCAGAGCAGAGGAGUCAGACUGGAGGAGUCAGAGAGGAGGUGUCAGAGCAGAGAGGAGGAGUCAGAGAGGAGGAGUCAGAGCGGAGGAGUCAGAGAGGAGGAGUCAGAGAGGAGGAGUCAGAGAGGAGGAGUCAGAGCAGAGGAGUCAGACUGGAGGAGUCAGAGAGGAGGUGUCAGAGCAGAGGAGUCAGAGAGGAGGAGUCAGAGAGGAGGAGACAGAGCGGAGGAGUCAGAGAGGAGGAGUCAGAGAGGAGGAGUCAGAGAGGAGGAGUCAGAGCGGAGGUGUCAGAGCAGAGGAGUCAGGGAGGAGGAGUCAGAGAGGAGGAGACAGAGAGGAGGAGUCAGAGAGGAGGAGUCAGAGCGGAGGAGUCAGAGAGGAGGAGUCAGACUGGAGGAGUCAGAGAGGAGGUGUCAGAGCAGAGGAGUCAGAGAGGAGGAGUCAGACUGGAGGAGUCAGAGAGGAGGUGUCAGAGCAGAGGAGUCAGAGCGGAGGAGUCAGACUGGAGGAGUCAGAGAGGAGGUGUCAGAGAGGAGGAGUCAGAGAGGAGGAGUCAGACUGGAGGAGUCAGAGAGGAGGUGUCAGAGCAGAGGAGUCAGAGAGGAGGAGUCAGAGCGGAGGAGUCAGAGAGGAGGAGUCAGAGAGGAGGAGUCAGAGCGGAGGAGUCAGAGAGGAGGAGUCAGAGAGGAGGAGUCAGAGCAGAGGAGUCAGACUGGAGGAGUCAGAGAGGAGGUGUCAGAGCAGAGGAGUCAGAGAGGAGGAGUCAGAGAGGAGGAGUCAGAGCGGAGGAGUCAGAGAGGAGGAGUCAGAGCGGAGGAGUCAGAGUGGAGGAGUCAGAGAGGAGGUGUCAGAGCAGAGGAGUCAGGGAGGAGGAGUCAGAGAGGAGGUGUCAGGGAGGAGGAGUCAGGGAGGAGGAGUCAGAGAGGAGGAGUCAGAGAGGAGGUGUCAGAGCAGAGGAGUCAGGGAGGAGGAGUCAGAGAGGAGGAGACAGAGAGGAGGAGUCAGAGAGGAGGAGUCAGAGCGGAGGAGUCAGAGAGGAGGAGUCAGACUGGAGGAGUCAGAGAGGAGGUGUCAGAGCAGAGGAGUCAGGGAGGAGGUAUCAGGGAGGAGGAGUCAGGGAGGAGGAGUCAGGGAGGAGGUCUUAGGGAGGAGGAGUUAGAGCAGAGGAGUCAGGGAGGAGGAGUCAGGGAGGAGGUGUCAGGGAGGAGGAGUCAGGGAGGAGGAGUCAGGGAGGAGGUGUUAGGGAGGAGGUGUUAG
Knipowitschia caucasica is the source of this 2391-nucleotide messenger RNA. The record is from the annotation of a GenBank genome assembly. Lineage: Eukaryota; Metazoa; Chordata; Actinopteri; Gobiiformes; Gobiidae.